AUGGCCCAGACUGUCGCCCUCCGCCGUCGUCAGAACAAGAGUUGCGACCAGUGUCGGGCUGGCAAACGGCGAUGCGAUGUCGAAGUCGCUGUCCACGAAGUCCCCGCCCUCAGUGGCCUCGGUCUCCCUUCCAGUGAUGAACCUGAGCCGACAAACAUAUUCGCCUCCUCUCCGUGCACGAAUUGUAAGAAGUGGAAGAAGGCGUGUACAAUUGAGUGGAUCAAGUCGCAUCAAAGGCGCCAGUCGACCACCACAAAACGCCGGCGAGAAUCGAAGGGAAUGCCACCAGAGAUGGAUGAUAAUGACACGCAGGAGGCAUGGCUGGACGGCGUCUCAGGUCUUCCACAGGAGGAUAUCGAUUCCAUGCUCGGCGACUCUCUCAACCGAUCAAUAUCCAGGGAAACGUUUCCGGAUGGGUCAACGGCAGGCUUGUCGGCGAAUACAAAUACAAUGUUCGAGAACUUCAACGGGUCACAACACGACGAUAGCGCCUCUCUCAUGCACUCGCAACUUAAUCAGCCCUACUAUAACUUCGCACCUUUCGACGGUUCCGAGCCCUAUUCGAACAGCUACUACGUGGCUCAGCCCAUGCUCGACCCGGAUGUGGCUAUUGACGGUCAUUCCUCCACGAGUUACCUCUCCGACGGUUCCAGCUCUUGGGGACAGCCAAUGUCGAAUCCUCAGUCGGUAGUGGACAGCCAGGAUCAGGACUCAACAGUGCAGGAACGUCGAUUAUCCCCUCCAUUCUAUGGAAAUGGCCAGAUGAACAAGACCGCGUCGCCUUUUGCCUCGAAUUUUCUUGCAGAAGGUCAUAGUCGGCUGUAUAUCAAAAAGGGCCUGCUGAAAAUCUACCACGACUCCCUCGAGGGUGCUCUGAGCUGUUGGCUGAUUGAGAGGAACUGCCCCUAUGCGUCGAGUCCAUUUGUAGACGAAAGAGAUGCUUGGAGCUCUAAAUGGUCUAACAGAAUUGUGGCACGUGUCCGCGCAUUGGACGACGCCUAUUCGAGGAGUGGUCUCUUGUCUCAAAAUGACCAGAAGCAGGCUUCGAACGUCCUCAGCCUUGUGGUCAUGGCUUUUGCGGUGCAGUGGGCCCAAUCUGCCUACGGAAAGCACGAGAACCUAAGCACGCAUCUACCUGAACAUGGGGUUUUUGGGCGCAAUAUGCAAAAGGCACUCUGGCACAAAGCCAACACGGCUCUCAGUCAGGCUGUGGGAAAUCCGUCUUUCAAGGUCAUAUUUGCGGCGAUAAUAUUUUCUUUGACGCAACGUCCCAUGGACUCGGCGGAAGUCCUCCCCAGCCCAUCUUCGCGUCGACGGACUGACCUCGCCUCGCUGCGGCAGAUUCUCGAUCAUGACGGUGGUCCCAUCUUCUUGGAUGUCGCUGUCCGCAAACUGCAUGAUCAUCAACGAAAACUCAGGGACGCUGAACGCUCUCGAGACGGUCGUCACCUGGCGUUACAAACCUCGAUCAAUCUGGGCGAGCAGGACAAACAGACGUUUGGGCUCAUGUUCUGGCUCGCCAUCAUGUUUGACACCAUAUCCGCGGCCAUGAAUCGACGGACUUUCACUCUCAACGACGGCGAAACCAGUAUCGUUGAAGACGUUCCGCCGCCGGCCCCAAGGCUCUCAACAUCCGUCAACGGCUUUGCCUGUGAUCUGGACGGUUAUUCUGGCUUCUCCAACAUGAACAGUUCUCAGUUAGCUCGAGAGUCACAUAUAUGGGGUAACUAUUUUCUUCGUCAGCAGUCAAGGAUCGGAGACGUCCGCAAGCAAACGACACGGUGGCCAUGCUCCUAUGUCGACGCUGCCGCAUGCCUCGCCGAUGCUGCUCCCGUCAAAGUCCUCGUUUUUCGCCGAGUAGGACAUCUUCAAGAUCUCUACUAUCAGCGAGCGCCUCCCGAUGCGAUCGAGAAUGCCAUCGCAUCCACGUUGGAGGUCUACAAUCACUGGAAUAAUACCUACGGCCGCUUCAUCACCGACUGCGUGGCAAAUCAUGAGAACCUUCCCCUCCGCAUUCAAUCAUGGUAUAUCCUCCUGGCGAGCCACUGGCACCUGGCCAUCCUCAUUUUGUCGGAUCUGAUCGAGAAGCUGGAUGACUCGAACAUGACCUUGCCGGCAAAUCGGACCGCGAGACAGACAACGGAAUUCUCUGCAGCCUUAAGGUUCCGCUCUGUGUACGCCGUGUCAGACCUCGGCCGAUGUUCGCGCUUCGGCAACGACGAUUUGUCCUUCGCGCGAUCUCCCGACUUCCACCACGCGGUCAAUAAAGCGGCAUUACUAACAGAACCAUGGACAGUAGUUUUAGUGCGCUCGUUCGCACACGCCGGAGAGGCUCUUGUCAAAUUGAUCCUGUCGAGGCGGGAGCCUGGACUUUUCAUGGACACCAACCACCUCUCGGAAGCAAGGAGUCGACUGAAUGAUUGUAUCGAGGCGUUGUGGCUGCUUGGACGCAAAAGUGACAUGGCGCUAAGUGCAGCAAAAAUUCUUCAAGAGGCUGUGAACCAGGGUUCGGCAUAA
Molecule: messenger RNA, 2517 nt
Organism: Fonsecaea erecta
Lineage: Eukaryota; Fungi; Ascomycota; Eurotiomycetes; Chaetothyriales; Herpotrichiellaceae
Exons: 1
Coding region: 1-2517 (838 amino acids)
Biological process (GO): regulation of DNA-templated transcription
Molecular function (GO): DNA-binding transcription factor activity, RNA polymerase II-specific; zinc ion binding
Source: RefSeq, a predicted model, not a curated record